AUGAGUGUCAAGCACAUCGUCCAGUUCCAAUUCAAGGCAGCCGCCAGCCCAGAGGCCGUCAAGGAGUGCGUCUCUGAGAUGCUUGGCCUGAAGCAUAAGUGUCUCCAUCCGACCACGAAGACCCAGUAUAUCAAGUCCUCUGUUGGUGGCAAGGACAUGUCGAUCGAGGGUCUCCAGCAUGGAAUCACGCAUGCCUUCAUUGUCGAGUUUGACUCGGUUGCGGACAGAGAUUAUUACGUCAAGGACGAUCCGGAACAUAUUAAAUUUGUGCAGACCUACGUCACCUCGCCGGACAGCGUCCUUGAGAAGGGUCAGGUCAUCGACUUCGUCCCUGGCGAGUUCUGA
Purpureocillium lilacinum is the source of this 345-nucleotide messenger RNA. RefSeq lists its product as uncharacterized. NCBI's taxonomy places the organism in Eukaryota, Fungi, Ascomycota, Sordariomycetes, Hypocreales, Ophiocordycipitaceae. The record is from RefSeq and is a predicted model, not a curated record.